Messenger RNA from Branchiostoma floridae (Florida lancelet), 1393 nucleotides. Its product is annotated as UDP-glucuronosyltransferase 2B33-like. Gene Ontology annotation, molecular function: UDP-glycosyltransferase activity. The transcript has 5 exons. NCBI's taxonomy places the organism in Eukaryota, Metazoa, Chordata, Leptocardii, Amphioxiformes, Branchiostomatidae. The record is from RefSeq and is a predicted model, not a curated record. The coding region runs from base 73 to 1053 and encodes 326 amino acids.
GAUAUCCGGGCCACCGGUGUCCCCAAUCCUGUUUCCUACAUACCGACUGUGACGUCAGGAUUGACCGAUAAGAUGACCUUCUUACAGAGGGUCAAGAACACCCUGUUCUACUUUGGGCUGACCACAAUAGGACUCUUCAUGGAGAGGAACAUAGACGAUAUUGCAAGAAGAACGAUUGGAAACAACUACACCAUGUCUGCUGCCUUGGCAAGAACCGACGUGUGGCUCUACCAAUCAGACCUCAUGUUUGACUUCCCUAAACCUAUCAUGCCAAAUAUGGUCAACAUAGCGGGUCACAUGGCAGAAGAGGUCAAGCCGCUCAGUGAGGAUCUCGAAAGGUUCAUGCAGAGCUCUGGAGAUGCCGGAGUCGUGAUUGUAACGUUCGGCUCCAUGAUAGCGGCUAUGCCGGCAGAGACAGCCGACAUGCUGGCCGCUGCCUUUGCCCGUCUGCCGCAGAAGGUUGUGUGGCGCUACGCUGGGACGCCACCUCCAAGUCUGGGCUCCAACACCAAGACCAUGCAGUGGGUACCUCAGAGCGACUUAUUAGCCCAUCCCAAGACAAAGGCCUUUGUAUCACACUGUGGCUACAACGGUGUAUCAGAGGCCAUGUACCACGGGGUUCCCUUGAUCGGCAUGCCUCUGUUCGGUGACCAACACGACAACAUUGCCCGGGUGGAGGCCCGAGGGAUGGCCGUGACACUAGACAUCCACAGUGUGACGUCAGACGAGGUUUACCAGGCCAUCACUACCGUUAUUUCCGAUCCCAGGUAUAAGGAGAAAGCCAAAUUCGUCUCCACCUACCGCCAAGACCAACCACAGUUACCCAUGGAGCGAGCAAUAUGGUGGAUAGAACACGUCAUCAAACAUGGCGGCCUCCCUCAUCUGAAGUCGAGGGCAGUUGAGCUGCCCUUCUACCAGUACUAUCUGUUGGACGUGAUAGCUUUGAUCGUAUCUGUCAUUGCUGUUGUGUUGUUGGUUUGCUGGAAGUGUUGUUUGUUUGCAUGUGGCAUUUGCAAACGGAGUAGCACCAACAUCAAACAGAAAUCUAACUAACGUCUGUGUGCCAAAUGUGUCACAGAGAAAAAUAAGUCAAUCUGCACAUGUAUUAGAAAAAUGUCGAAGUCUACUUUGGUUUUCCUUUCAAUGCAACAGGCGCGCUUGGAGCUGUAACUUUUUAGAAUGUAAAUACACAAAAGUGGCUAUGCUUAAUACUAACUAAGAUUAUUUGCAGAUCAUCAAAAUAAUAAAUUUAAGAAACAAAAUGGGAAGAAAAGCACUGGAGUUGUAGUAUUGUGUAACAGAAGGGUCAUGUUAUCGACAUAGAACUUAGAAAGUAGUGAAAAUUUAAAAACAAAUUGUUUGAAAAAUGCAUUCAAUAAAGACAUCAGGGUUA